AAGAUACUGGUUAUAUGUAUCAGUUGCCGUACGCAGCAUUGCAGGUCCAUAUGCUUGUGGCGGGGUCACAGUCAUUCUCAAGGGCCCCGGUAGCAGAAGUUGGAACAGGAUGGUGCGAUGUAGUCACGUGUGUGCAUGUGACGUAAGACAUCUGGAGAGCCUCACCAAUGCAGAAGGAGGAGCGCGCCGCCCCCGCUGUCCCUCCCAGAACCAUCGAUCGCACCGGGCAGGGCUGCGGCCAGCAUUAUGGCGGAAUGUGCAAAAUCGGAGACCAACAUUGGCGGAGCUGCGAUACACACUCCUUGAUUGAAUGACUUGAAAUCUUGUGGAGAGCAUGACAAACACAAAACUUACAAGAAGGGCUGGGGAAAACAACAAGAAGUGAGGCCAUGGCAGACGGCAGGACGUUUGUUUGUGGUUUGGUUUUUCGCUUGAUUCUUCCCAUCUUCCUGUUGGCAGCAUGUGUGUUCCGGUUCAAUGGACUGUCCCUGGUGUACGCAUGCUGCCUUCUCCUCCUGCCACACCUGGACACGCCUUCUGUCCAGUCCAUGAAAGGGCACACGGGUCGGUACCUGCUGUUUGUGCUGGGCUGCAGUGUGUUAUUCUGUGCUGGCCAUCUCAUCACGCAAGUUGUCCUGUUGGCCACCCCUCCUUAUGGACACAUCUUGGGGGAAGCAUGUGAAAGUGGAGAGAAGGUGGCUAGACAGCUGGGAUUCCAGAGGUUUGACCAGACACCAUUCCCAAAUAUCGUCAGGUUGAUUUUCCCCGACAUCGCUGUUGCUUCCUUCCUCGCCAUGUUUUUCCUGUACAGUCGUAAUCUAGAACGAGAUCAGAGCCAGCAGCUCCCACACAGCCAGUCUGACCUGCAUUCCUCCAACUUCUAUAGCAAAUUCCGCCCCCCUAAGCUGAACUUCAGCCUCCUGAUGUACGUGGAGAAACCCCUGGUGAUCAUCCUGACAGCUGCAGCAGGCAUCACUCACCCCUCCUUCAUCAGUCUCAUGUACUUUGCAAUCUUCCUUGGACUAGCGACAUGGUGGUCGUGCUAUCGUGUGAUUGGGCAGUGGUUUGAAUACUUGCGGGCAGCUCUAGUUGGAUACAGUGGGACGCACCUCCUGCUUCUUUACCUGUACCAGUUUCAGUUCAUGCAGUCUGAACUGGAUCCAACCAGCUUCACAUCAAGGUUUCUAGGUUUGACUGGGAUUAUUCACUACAACUGUGAUGACCCGCUGCACCUGGAGCUGCACUCUGAUGUGGACUGGCCUGUCAUGCUCUCCCCAGCCUUCAUUCUGGCUCUGUACUGGGUCUGUGUGACGGAGAUACGCCAAGCUAGCAAAUGGAAAGAAACAGUUGUGGAAGCUGGCACCCCACAAACAUGGCUACGAAGGACUCUGUCUAAAAGAACUGCUGGGAACACAAUAAGGAGGCCAUCUGCCAUGAAACCAGAAGAUGAAAGGGUGGCUCUUGUAGUUCCGGAAGACUAUGGAGAGUCUAACGAAGUUGCGAUAGAGGCAGGUGGACUGAUUGCCCAUGAGAUAAAUGACAUACCAGAGAACAAGGUGGGCACUAUUCACGAGGAGAUCCACCGUCAAAGGAAGGAGGAAACUUUCCAGCUAGAACAGAAGGAAGAAAGUGGCACUCAUGAUAAAGACCUGGACUCCUUCCGAACACCAUUAAUGACAAUGUUUGUCUUCAUCAUGAAGCAGAGCUACAUUGCAGCACUCAUUGUUAUGAUGGCCUGGAGUAUCACUUAUCACAGCUGGCUGACAUUUGUGCUGCUGAUCUGGGCUUGUGUGGUUUGGAUGUGUCGCAGUGCUCGCAGGAUUUGCCUGCUGUCCUCUCCAGCAUUUGUCUUCUAUGCAGAAGUCCUGCUGGUCAUUCAGUUUGUCUAUGGCUUAAACUUAACUGAGGAAGAGCUGCCAACCAAGAGCAGCUCAGGUUAUAACUUGGAGGAGAUUGGACUGGUCAAGUACCAACAUACCUGCCUGCACCUUACAGCAAAAAUUUUGUACACCUUGAUGUUCUGGUUGACACUGCGCCAGCAUAUCUGGGAAAAGAAGAUCGUUGAAGAAGAUGGUUCAGGGGAAGAGGAUGCACUAACAGCCAUAUUCAAGCAAGAAAGUGAAGAACACAUGGGCAGUAGAACAUCCAGUGAGAACCAGGAAAGGGAGGACAGUGAGCUCAUGAAACAGAUGGGCAACUAUGCCGUGCAGGUUUUCAGCAAGUACUGGAUCUUUGUGUGUGCUGGCAUGUUUCUUCUAGUCAGCCUGUCUGGCAAGGUGGUGAUGUACCGCAUCCUGUAUAUGGCACUCUUCCUGUUCUUCAUUAUCUGCUAUCAGCUGUCGUACACAACUUGGAGACGCAUAAUGCGAACUUUCUGGUGGGUGGUGAUAGGAUACUCCAUGUUUGUACUUAUCCUACUCUACACCUAUCAGUUCAAGAGUGUGCCACAGUUCUGGCACAACAAGACACACAUCUCAUUUGAACUUCUUGAGGAUUUGGGGAUGGAACAGUAUAGCACCGUGGAGCUGUUUCAGAAGAUGCUGGCCCCCACAACAUUUCUGGUGGUCUGUAUUCUCCAACUGCACUUCUUUCACCAUCGUUUUUUGGAGAUCACCAAGAUUGACCCAGAAGAUGAUGAAGACCUGGGACAGGAUAGUGGCAUGUCUGGCAGGAAAGUCGCAGAGGAAGAUUUAAUGGCUGUGCUACAAAGGAAAAAAUUGGAUGGAAAGAACACCAUUGGGCAACAAGUCAUACAGGACAUCUUUUACCAAAUCGGUGUUUGGUACGAGCAGAUGACCAUUCUUAUCUGGCGCAUGCUGGAGCUCCAUUUCCUCAAGGUCCUGUUUCUCACCAUGAUCCUCGUGGCUAUUAUUGAGGUGUCUGUGAUGAACUUGAUGUUCCUGGUGCUGUGGUCCCUGGCCAUCCCACUGCAGGUGAUGAGGAAGCCAGCACUCUACACUAGUAUGGUGUGGGCUGCAUUUGGUAUUCUCACCAAGAUGCUCUUCCAACUCUCCAUGGUCAAGAUGGAGCACUUUGAAACCAACUGUACUGUGCCAAUGUCCAACAUUACCUUUGGACCAACUGAACACCCUUUGAUUGGUCGACACCAGAGUGUGGACAGUGCUGAGUGGGUUGGUUAUAGGAAGAGUACCCCAGCUUUGUACAACAUCAGGGAUUACUUGGUGGUGGUCUUGUUCCUAGUGCUUUUUGUUACCAUAGAGAGACAUCAGAAGCACAUACGGUUGGCCAAGGGCCUACCCCCAGAGGACCCCUUACCUGGGAUCAUAUUUCCCAGCGUCAAAAGAGUGAAUGCUGAUGAGGGCUUGUUCAUGUGCCUGAAAUACUUCACUAACUUCUUCUUCUACAAAUUUGGACUAGAGAUGUGUUACAUGAUGGCAGUUUUCAACAUCUGGCUAAGGUUGGAUUUCAUCGCUGUGUUGCAUGGGAUCUGGCUGGGAAUCAUCCUGUUGUAUCCAAAGGAUAGAAAGGACAAUCUACGCAUCUGGCCAUACUAUGCUGUGUCACUCUCCAGCAUUAUGAUAGUGGAGUACCUGCUGUGCAUGGGCCUGCCACCAGGGCUCUGUGUUGUGUACCCUUGGUACAACCGUGGCAUGCCAGACAACCUGGUGAGGUGGAUGUUUCUGCCUGAUUAUAAUCUCAGACCAAACUCCUGGCUCCUAUUAGCGGACUUCUUCCAGCUGCUGUUUGUGUCUAUCCAAUGGCAAGUCUUCUUGGUGGAGGGGAACCCUUCUACAAUAGAAGUGGGAGGGGACAAUCAGGACAUUCAUGAUGACAUUGAGGCUAUGAUGACAAACCCUGUUCCAGACUUCACUGUUGCCAAGUCAUAUUUGGACAUGAUAAAGCAAUUUGUGUUUGGAUACUUAUUCUGGGUAACUCUGGCCAUCGUAUUCAUCACUGGGACCACACGCAUCAGUUUGUUCUGUUUGGGCUACCUGGUCGGCUGCUUUUAUUUCCUACUGCAUGGUCAAGAAUUCCUCAUGAGCCCCACCAAUGUCAUUCUGAAGAGAUGGCACAAAUUGAUUGCCUAUAACUUUGCUGUCAUCUUCAUCAAAGGGUUUCUGCAGGUUGCAGCCUGCGCUUAUCUUAAGACUUUAAAGGAGAAGAGCUGCUUCUUUGUUCAGCUCCUCAGUCUGGUAUGCAUGAUUCCAGGGUAUGAUGUAGAGGUGGACUAUAAUCCCCUACUGGAGACAUGUCAGUUGCCCAUGGGAGAAGCAGGAUUGGCCUGGGACGUGUUCUGCUUUGGCUUUCUCCUCUUACAAAAGAGAUGCCUCAGUAGCUACUACUUCCUUCAUGUCCAAGCAGACCUACAGGCACAAUCAGCCCUGGCCUCAAGAGGUGCAGAGCUAAUUCGUCAGAACCUUAUUGAGGAAGUGAAGGCUAGAGAAGAAGAGGAAAAGAAGAUCUUAGUUAGCAUUAAAAAAUCCAUGGAGAGAAUACGUGCCAAACAGGCAAAGUUUUUGAAAAAAACAGAGAAGGAGAAGGACCACUUUCAAAGUGGCGACAAAGAAAGUGAUGAGGAGCAGGGUGGGGAGUGGCAGAAGAAACGAGAUAAGGAGUACCCCUGGCUGACGAACCGUGGGGAUGACACUGGUUCAGAAGCAAUCAGAGGAGGGGAUUACUACCUGUUCGAGUCGGACAGUGAUGAAUCUGAUGAGGAGGAGCUAGAGGAGGUAGAGACCAAGGACAAGACUAAGGAGGAUCAGAAGGCAGGGCCUCUCCAGAUCCUUCAUGCAGCAGUCAUUGAGAGUCAACUAAAGGCUAAGAGGAGGGAGGCAAGGAAGAAGAAGCUGUCACGAUUCUUUAAACUGCGGCGAAUGGGCAUGAAGAGGACAGCAUCAGUGGAAGAUCUGACAGAAGAGGAGCUGAAAGAGGAGAGAGAAGAGCAAAAAGAAACCUUAUUGGACAAACUCAAACUGUACCUAAGAAUCUUCUGGCUGGUCUUGGUGGCUACAAUCGACCUGAUAAUUGACUGGCUGAACAGCUUCUCCCACCACUACCGCCACAUUGCAGUCACCCUGCAAAAAGAGAGGAGAUUCCUUGCCAAACAGGCAAGAAUGCAACGGGGAACAACUGUUGCUGCCUCACUCCUUCAGGCCUUGAACCCAGCUGUGUGCCCUGGGGGAGCUGCACUGGUUGGCCUUAUGCCACUGGCUUUUAAGGCAACAACAGAAACAUGGGACCAAGAAGAGAAGCAGGACAUGUCAGGGGCUGGCAGCAUUUCAGAGGAGAACCUGUCUCAAUCCAAGGGUCAUCAGAGCCCUGCAGACCUGGAGGAUAUAUUCAUAGAGGAUGAAACACCUGCCGUGGAUGUUACAACUGAAUUGCCUGCAACGAGCAGUACAGAUAUUCCAGGUGUCAGUAAAGACCAGUCAGAUGGUACAGCUGUCACAGGUGUCAGUAAAGACCAGUCAGAUGGUACAGCUGUCACAGAUGCCAGUAAAGAACAGCCAGAUGGUGCCAAGGCAUCACCUGAAGGUGGAAUGGCAUUGGAAGGUGAAAGUGGCUGUUUAUCAUACAUAAUGUCAGAAGGGAGUCCUGAAGCCUUGACAAAAGAGGAACAUGAGAAGACAGCUGAUGAAGACAUACAAAGCCCAGACCAAGAUGCAGAAGAGAAGGACAGUGUUCUGUCUGAUAUGUCUGAUGGUCCAUUUAAAGGAGUGGAUGACAUCCCACCAGCAUCAGCCUCCGUGGAGGACAUGGUAGAUGUCUACCAGGGCUAUGAAACUGCUAUCAAAGUGGCUGGAAGAAAAACUGAAGAUGGGGAUGAUGUAAUUAGUGACACUGAUGGUGGUGGACCUGUCAUGGACAUACCCCAGAUAUUGAUCAUUCAACCAGGGGGGAUACCGAGACGACCGACACCCCCUCCAUCUCGUCCUGUCCCCUUACCCCCUCCUGACCCACAGGAGAUGGAUGUCAGUGAUGGGAAGUCCUUCCAACAGGAAGUCUGCAUGGUGCAGAUACCACUUACACCAGAAAGUGAGGAAGAUGAAUAUGAGAGGGAGAUCAGAGAAGCAGACCAUUUCAGCAAGAAGCAGCCCCGUCUUCUGAAACUCUGCUUUGCCAUUUGGUAUGCUGCUAUAUCUCGAUCAGAGAUGCUGUGUUACUUCCUGAUCAUCAUGAGUACGAUUAAGUCAGCCAGCCUGCUGGCCAUGCCACUGCCCAUGCUGGUGUUCCUGUGGGCUAUGUUGUCUGUCCCGAGGCCCAGCAAGCGGUUCUGGAUGACUACAAUUAUCUAUAGUGAGGUGAUGAUUGUUAUCAAGUACUUGUUCCAGUUUGACUUCUUCCCGUGGAACAACAAAGUCCUAGAGAUCAACGAUGACCCAUUCUGGCCCCCCCGCAUCCUGGGCAUUGAGAAAAAGGAUUCAUUUGUUGUAGUGGACCUGGCACUGCUUCUUGCACUUUUCUUCCAUCGAUCCAUUCUGAAGGCACAUGGCCUCUGGAAGGAUACAGAGUUUGAUGAUGAAAUGGAGAUGGAGGAGGACAGGGACAACCUAGAGGAGAAGCUAGAGCUGCAAAAUGACCAACCAGAAAAGAAGGAACCUGAUAUAGACAAGGCUGAAUUGGUCAUACUACCAAGCGAGGAGGAGGAUAGUGGCAAACCUGGCUCCAAAGGUAUGGACUCUUCAGGGGAGACCAUCUCUACAGAAGGUAAGAAGGAUGGCUCUGAUGCUUUCUCAGCACCGCCAGACUAUGAAGAGACACAGAGAGAAGACUUUUCUGUCAGGCCUGUUGACAUACUGUCUUCUGAGUUGGUCCCAAAGACUCCCACCAUGGAUGGUAGGGCAGCAGAGUCUACAACAGUAACUACUGAAACUACUGAAUGUGGCACAGGAUGUGAGAAAGGUGACAAGGAUGCAGAUAAGUCACCCCCAGACCUGACUGAGACAUCAUCGUUUGUUAUUACCAGAAAAGCCUCUGUGGAGAGUUUCACUGAUGACAAAGGUAACAAUAAUGAAGAACGAGAUGAGGAGAGUCAACGAGAGCAGAAUAAGAGGAAAAUAAAGCUUGUCACUCGAGAGCAGAUAAUAGAGCUCACAGAAAAGACAAAAAAGUUCUUCAACCCGGUCUUUCUGUUCUACUAUCGGCUACUUCAUCCCAAGUACAGUGCAGUGACCGAUGUAUAUGUGCUGAUUUUCCUGUGUGACUUCAUAAACUUUAUCAUCGUGAUCUUUGGAUACUGGGCAUUUGGGAAACAUUCUGCUGGAGCAGACGUGAUGUCAUCCAUCUCUGAGAAUCAGGUACCUCUGCCCUUUUUGGUGAUGCUCCUGAUCCAGUUUGCCAUGAUUGUGGUGGACAGGGCCCUCUACCUCAGGAAAAAUGUACCAGGAAAAUUCAUCUUUCAGAUUGUCCUUGUCAUUGGUGUACACCUUUGGAUGUUCUUUGUUCUCCCUGGUUUCACGGACAGGCCCUUUGUGGAGAAUUCCCCAGCUCAGCUGUGGUACUUUACCAAGUGUGUUUACUUCGGACUAUCUGCUUACCAGAUCCGCUCUGGGUACCCCACCAGAAUUCUAGGAAACUUUCUUACCAAAAAGUACAACUACAUUAACCUUUUGCUGUUCCAAGGUUUCCAAGUAGUUCCAUUUUUAGUGGAAUUACGGUAUGUGAUGGACUGGGUGUGGACGGACACAACACUGGGGCUGUCCAGCUGGCUACAGAUGGAGGACAUCUAUGCAAACAUCUUCUGUCUGAAAUGCAUGAGAGAGGCUGAAAAGAGAUAUCCCAUUCCAAGGGGCGUUAAAAAGAAAGCCAUGGUGAAGUAUGGCGCUGGUGGACUGCUUGUGUUUUUACUGAUUAUCAUCAUCUGGUUCCCCCUGCUCUUCAUGUCACUUGUCAACACAGCAGGGCUGCCCAACCACCCGAUAGAUGCCACUAUUGAAAUCGCGAUGGGAGGAUAUCAGCCUCUUUUCAAAAUGAGUGCACAGCAACAAUACCUUCGUGGAGUGGAUCAGGAAGAAUAUGACAACAUGUUCCGGCGGUUCCUCAUCGACCCUCCUUCACAUCUCCAGAAUGCGAUGACGUUCUUGUCGCGAUAUGAAGCGGUGGACAUUGUGAAAGUCAAGAUCGAUGGGAACUCUCGAUCCAUUUGGGGUAUCAGCCCUCCCAGCCGACAUGCAAUGCUGAACGAUCUUCUGUCGGACAACCCCAUAACUGUUCGCGUGGAGUGGCAGUUUACACGGGAUCCAACAACAGGGUCUUCAGAGUUUGCUGGCGAUGAGUACUCCUUCCAGAUUCUACAAGGUGACCCUCAACGAUUAAAACUGGCAGCAAUGCUGAAUGGAACUCUACAAGAGCCAGUGGAAAUCUACAACCUGUUUCCAAAGUAUGUGAAGGUACCAGGUGUGAAGGGUGUGGCCCGACCGGCCAAUGAGCUGAUGACAGCACCGGGGAAUCGCCUGGACUUCAGUAACGUGACGGUGCGACUGAACCACAGCCGUGUGACAGAGGAGCUUGAGGGCGAGGUGGAGUGGUGGACAGUACAGGAGCUGGUGGGGGUGGGGCCUGACAGGAGAAGUAUGCCCUAUAUGGAGAUGAUCACCUUUAAUGACAAAGUCAGCCCACCAGAAUUCUCCUUCUUAGCUGGAUAUGGCAUUGUAGGCCUGUACCUGUCCCUGGUGCUGGUUGUGGGCAAGUUUGUGCGGAUGUUUGUGAGUGGAAUAUCCUACCGAAUCAUGUUCACAGAAAUGCCCAAUGUGGACCGCAUUCUGAAGCUUUGCCUGGACAUAUUUCUCGUUCGGGAGACUGGAGAGUUGUCUUUGGAAGAAGACCUGUUUUCCAAACUAAUCUUCUUGUACCGAUCCCCAGAAACUAUGAUCAAAUGGUCCAAAGAGAAGACAAGCUAAGCUGUAAGAGUAGUCACUACUCCCUGUAUAGUGAGUGUUGUGUGGUGAAGUGAUGUCAAAUUGUCAUGGGAGGAAGUUUGAUAACUUAAAGGAAAUCGGAUUAAAUGAAUUCUAUAUAAUAUUACCAUAUGAUGUGUAAGCAGGGAAUCUUAGGAAAUUAUAAACAUAGAGUAACCAGUCCAAGGUACCUGACAGGCGUGUUGAAGUGCUUAUUGCAAUGAUGAGAAUUGCUUGAACAAAUUAGCAGCAAGGAAGAAAGUAUGCACUUCAUCUUCAUUACAACAUGCAAAGGGGGUGGGGGGAUGCAGGGGGGAUGUAAAUAAAAAGGAUAUAUUGUAGUUUAAUACAUGGCAUGGUAUUGGCAGGUUGAGACAUUUGACGAUUUAAAAGUUAAAUUAUGUGUAAUAUACUCUUCUAGAUCAUACAUGUAUUUUGCUGUGAAGGCAAAAUGAGUUUUUAGUUAUAAGAUACUAUAAUGUUAUAUCUGAUUGCAAAACUUCAAAUUCUCCUGAAUAUAUUAGUUAUGCAUACAGGCAAAUAUUUUUUGCAAUAUUUUUUAAAUCUCUAUGUUUUUAAAUUAUUUGACGUGAGCAGUCAUGUAUCAGGUAUUGUAGGUAGCUUAGUGUACGGGAAAAUUAUCUUCGUAACAUUGUUUAAGUAAAAUAGGUUUACAAUCAACCUAUCAGUUGCAUGAACAGUAAGUGGCAUAAUAGGUAUGAUGUGAAAAGUUGUCCAAGUGUUGUUAGUUGAGUGAGGAGGCAAUUACAGAUACAUGUAUGCAUUUGUGAUGUCUAUAAGUUGAAGAAAAUGUGCAUGACUGUGCAAUAUUGAUACGGCAAACAUAAGACUGCAAAAGGCAUUUUUCUGUUGGUACUAGAAGCCCAUUUGAGAACCAUGUAGCUACUUAGGUAUCAUUACGCUAUAGUGUUUUAUCUUCUUGCCUGGUAUAUUUUAAAAAAUUCCAUAGAACAGUGAAGAAAUGUUUUGUUUGUUGUUGACAGAUUUGUACCUUACAACUUGAAGUCUGAUUGCCAAAGAAACUGUCCAGAUGUUGUAUUCAGCAUGGAUUCCAAAUGAUGCAUUUUACAAUGAAUAAAGUCAUUCUGCAGAGUCUCUUUUUUUGUCUUUCCAAAGCAAUGUUGCUGUGUGUACAGGCAAUUUGAUUUCUCAAUUACUGCUCUGGGAAAAAUUGGGAGAAGAAAAAACAAAUUGUAUGAUAUAUAAAGUACAUGUGGCAGAGAUGUACCAACUUCCGAAGAGAGCAAAGUCCAAAAGCGUUGCAAGUUAGGGCGCACUGUUUAACACAGCUCAAAAUCAGAAUUUACUCACGAUAACGUCCUCAGUGUUUGCCAGUUGUAAUGCGAAGGGUGAAGGGUCCAUGAACAGUAAGAAUGCCUUCCUUAUUCAAGUAUGGUCUCUAGAUGAAUGUGUUAAAAAUUUAUUGAUCAAAACUUGACCACUCUUUGGCAACUAGUGGUGGAGCGCCGUGAGUUCGAGCGCGUAAAAAAGCGGGCAUCUUAGGGCAGCCCCCAUUAUAAUAUUAAAGUAACGACCAUUACUUUAUCAUGUCACGUUCAUCGAUUUAGUUGACGCAAGGACAGGCACCUUAUCCAACACUGAUAACCAUAAUUAUUUCACGGACUGACAGAGGCUUGUAUGUACUAUGUUUUACAAGUUUUACCCCCGGUUAAAACAGGAACGAAAGAUGCUUUCACUACCAUUUUCCAAAAAUGAAAUAAGCUGGAUAUAUCUUUACAGUCCCAAACAAGAAGGUCAUUUGGUUCCAUGGAGACUUGUCAGGAAGCAGCCUAUUCGCUUAAGUACUAAGUAUGAUUUAAGUUUUUGUCCAACAAUUAACGUUGCUGCCCCAGCCUUUAAAACAUAAAAACAUUGCAAAGUUGCUUGUUGAAUAAAGUGAAGUCUGGCAAAGAAAAGAAUCCAUAAUCCUUUCCAAUUAUUACAAUUAAGAAUAUUGACAAAUGCAAAUUAAUGAGGGCAAAAUAUUCUGUAUUGUUUCUUGAUAGUGGCGGCAUUAAACACAUCAUUUCCACAAAUAUCAUCUAUGUUGGCAUCAUACAUUAGCAUCAACCCAAUCUUGUUGUGAGCAGUCAACUUGGCCGUCACUACAGCCUUCUAUGGACAAAUGAACCGUUGACGAAAACUUCCAGUUUGAACAUUAUAGACUAGCGACAAUUACUAAUCUGAAACAGACACAUUGGACCUACUACAAUCAUGUGUAAGGUUUUUGAAGGUUUUAUGAAUGACCUGAAA
Messenger RNA from Branchiostoma floridae (Florida lancelet), 11132 nucleotides. RefSeq names its product piezo-type mechanosensitive ion channel component 2-like. Bases 390 to 8861 code for a protein of 2823 amino acids. The transcript has 58 exons. NCBI's taxonomy places the organism in Eukaryota, Metazoa, Chordata, Leptocardii, Amphioxiformes, Branchiostomatidae. The record is from RefSeq and is a predicted model, not a curated record.